AUGGAAGUACAAGGGACACGACUAUUUUUUACGCUUCAAAACUUUCGUUCAUUCUUCUCCCUUUUUCUGCAGCACUGGGAAAGGCUUCGCGGAUCUUACUAUCGCAAGAAUCCGAUACAUCCUUGUUCUUACAUUUUCUUGCAACCUAUCGCAAAGAAGCAUUCGUUGUCAUUUCCUGAAUUCGAUUCUAUCUGUUCUACGGUAUUCAAACCGGAUGUCAUCACAUUUGAAGAUGUAACAAAAGCGCUGACUAAUGACCAUCAUUUUACCUUUACUGAGCGACUUCAAGAGACCCUUAGUGAAAGAGAAGCAUUCUGCGACAUCACUUGGAACUUCAUUCGUGGAGCUUUCACACUUCAUAAAAUACGUUCAAAUGUUGAAAUUUCGUAUAGCAGUUCAGAAACCGUAUGA
Messenger RNA from Lobosporangium transversale, 411 nucleotides. RefSeq lists its product as hypothetical. The transcript has 2 exons. The record is from RefSeq and is a predicted model, not a curated record. Bases 1 to 411 code for a protein of 136 amino acids. Lineage: Eukaryota; Fungi; Mortierellomycota; Mortierellomycetes; Mortierellales; Mortierellaceae.